Messenger RNA from Amorphotheca resinae ATCC 22711, 849 nucleotides. RefSeq lists its product as hypothetical. The record is from RefSeq and is a predicted model, not a curated record. The coding region runs from base 1 to 849 and encodes 282 amino acids. The transcript has a single exon. Lineage: Eukaryota; Fungi; Ascomycota; Leotiomycetes; Helotiales; Amorphothecaceae.
AUGUCGUCCACCCUUAAUGCCUACGAUGAAUACCUCGCUGCCAUCGAAAGGGGCAAGCGUCUGUGCAAGGAACUGCAGAGUUUUGUCCAAGAACCCUUGACGUAUCCGACCAUGCAAUCGUUAUACGAUGUCGAGAUGAAUCCGCUUCGGAUCAACACAAAAAAAAUCAUCCAGAGGACCUUGGCCGGGUGCGGCUUAAGCACAUCCGAGAUGAUGUAUAUUGACGUUCGGAAUAUUGGCAAGGGGGAGUACGACGAUGCGGCGUAUGCGAAUCACUUCGACGGGAGGAGUGGUGUAGUUGUCUGUAGCGAGAAUUAUAAGGACCGAGAUGAGAAUGGUCUUGGUCAGCGACUAUGGCCGUCAGAAAUCCUCUGGCAGAGUUGGUUAGUGGCAGUAAAGAACCGGGAGUCAAAACCAUCGGAUCUCCACGCUGUUGUCCGAUUCCGGGUCGUUAACAACGCAACAAAAAGGCUAAUUUGGGAGUCUGCGAGGCGAUCGACCUGUACUAUAGAAGGCGAGAAUGGCCUCCGAGAAUAUACAAACUGGGAUCAAGGAUAUCAUGCAAUUCUUGGAAGCCCUAAUGGCGGCAGUACAAUGAGGAUGUUGUUAGACCAUAAAAGGGAGAUAGGGUACCGUACGGUAGAACGAGUAGUAGUAUUAGAUGAGGGGAACUUGGCCCUGGACAAACCACAGACUCGCUCAUUCUUAAUUCUUUUAUCACCACGCCGGACACCUCCGACUAGAAUCCCUCGACCAACUGCCUGCGGCGCUCACUUCAAAGUGCGAAAGACUAAGCCCUUGCAUGGCUGGCCGCCUUUGAAGGAUAAAGGGAAGAUUGGAUUGAAAUGA